AUGAGAAUAGAUUUGGGGGUCCUGCUUCCAGCUAUUGGUGAACAUGAAGAGCAAGCCUUGGAAACUGGAGGCUUUGACCUGCAGUUGUCAGCAAAGCCCUUUUAUAGGAAAGAGGAGGGGUGGGCAUGGUUAGUUGUUGCAGACAAGGACAAGGAGGAACAGGAGCGAGAACGCCAGCGGCGACUCUGGAACCUGAGAUUCACCAUGGACAACGAGGACCUGCCGGCCCUGGAGAGGCGUGAGGUGGGGAGAGCUAUGCAGGCAGCUCUGGACGGAGGGUCGGCAAGCGGAGGGGCUUGGAGUGGAGUCCACAUGGAGGCCAGCCAGCUGGCGUGGCAGCAUGGGGAGCAGCAGUGGAUGUCACCAGCAAGCGCCACCUCUUCGAGAAGGAGCUGGUGGGCCAGAGCCGAAGGCCCAGCCUCCAGCCACAAGGAGAACUUGCAGCUCUCAGGGGUGGAGAAGUCACGGCUCAACCUGUGGAUCAGCAGGACCCAGGAGUCAGCACAGCAGGGCCCACAGAACCAGGAGACGCAGUUGGAGUUGGCAGCUGGCAGGAAGCUCCAGUGGAGGAAGAAGCCAGAGGCCCUGCUGGAUGCCAAGAUCUCUGUGCUGGAGGAGAGGGCUGUCUCAGGAAAGAGGACAGUUCCAGACAAAGCCAGUGACUCGGAGAAGAGACCAGUGUCUGAGAAAGCCACCAUCUUCGAGAAGACCCCAGUCCCCAAGAUGCAGCCGGCCCCAGGCAGGGCCAUGACCCCAGUGCAGCCCCAGGACUGGGAGCAUUCAGCCUCAACAGAGUGCCAGUCCAGCCCCAGGAGGCAGCGGGGCACUGGGUCUGAGAAGGAGCCUGAGUCUUCGGCGGGGCCUCUGCCCUAAGCUGGCGGCUUCCCGCCUGUCACUCUGCAGGUGAGGACCCCCAGCACGGAGGCAGAGGCCAAGUCCACCUCACCAACACGGGCCUUGCCCACCUUCAGCAGCAGCCUGCAGCACUCCAGCCGCCACACCAUCUCCUUCAGGAUGAGCCCCCGGAGAGGUAGCUCAGAGGCAGCCUUAACCCGCAGCACCAGCGUGAGGCUCCCGGCCAGAUCGGUCAAAAUAGGCCUGAAGCUGGAGCAAUACCUCUCAGCCAUACAGAGAUCAGAGUCUGUCAGGUAUGCAAACCCAUCCCACACUGAGUUCCUUGUGGCUCCCAUGGAUGUCACCAGCAAGUGCCACCUCUUCGAGAAGGAGCUGGUGGGCCAGAGCGAAGGUCCAGCCUCCAGCCACAAGGAGAACUUGCAGCUCUCAGGGGUGGAGAAGUCACGGCUCAACCUGUGGAUCAGCAGGACCCAGGAGUCAGCACAGCAGGGCCCACAGAACCAGGAGACGCAGCUGGAGUCGGAAGCUGGCAAGAGGCCCCAGUGGAGGAAGAAGCCAGAGCCCCCACUGGGUGCCGAGGUGUGAGGAGCCAGUCUCAGGCCAGCAGCCGCACUGGUCUCCUCUCCUGCCCACUUUCCACACUGGACCCGAGAGGAUGCUGGCCAGCUUCCUCCAGCCCCUCUGGGGCAGGUGUGCCCCGUGCCUUGUCCGUCUGCGGGCACUGCGUGUCUGCACAGAGCCUCGCCACCCUGUCCACGUGGACUCCUGCUCUUCCUCCUCCUCUGUCCAUCAGGUCACACCAGUGUCUCCGUGCACCUCUCCCAGGCUGGCCCCCACCGUCCUUGUGCCGCCUGCCAGGCUGGAGGAGCCAUGCUGACCCCUCCCAGGCCCUGCCUUGCUCCCUUUCAUACCCCACCUGCUGCCCUGGUUAAGCCAUCCUAUGCCCCUCCCCACACUCAGGAAAGAGCUGAUAAACUCAUUCA
Molecule: messenger RNA, 1838 nt
Organism: Capra hircus (goat)
Lineage: Eukaryota; Metazoa; Chordata; Mammalia; Artiodactyla; Bovidae
Product: ladinin-1-like
Molecular function (GO): structural molecule activity
Source: RefSeq, a predicted model, not a curated record